Erigeron canadensis is the source of this 1951-nucleotide messenger RNA. Its product is annotated as dol-P-Man:Man(6)GlcNAc(2)-PP-Dol alpha-1,2-mannosyltransferase. Gene Ontology annotation, biological process: protein N-linked glycosylation. The transcript has 10 exons. Gene Ontology annotation, cellular component: endoplasmic reticulum membrane. Lineage: Eukaryota; Viridiplantae; Streptophyta; Magnoliopsida; Asterales; Asteraceae. The record is from RefSeq and is a predicted model, not a curated record. Bases 91 to 1821 code for a protein of 576 amino acids. Gene Ontology annotation, molecular function: alpha-1,2-mannosyltransferase activity.
AAAGUCAUUAAAAACAUAAAUAAAUAAAUAAAAUAAAAAAGCAAACCAAUCCCACCACAACACAAAACUCCAUUUUCAAACGAUUCUUUAAUGGCAGCUUUAGCAACGAGAAGACGACGACCAUCGGAAUCCGAUCGGUUAUUACCUUCAGUAUCAACUGAUUCCUACACAAAAGUAGAUAAACAGCCUCCUGAAAAACCACCUGCUGACGUGGACAAAGGACUUUCAUGGACAUUUCCGAUAUUUGCGUUAGGUUUGUUGAGAUAUAUGAGUGCAACUACUAAUAUCAUUCAUGAUUGUGAUGAAGUUUUCAAUUAUUGGGAGCCUCUUCACUUCGUUCUUUAUAAUUCCGGUUUUCAAACUUGGGAAUACAGUUCUCAGUUUGCAUUGCGUUCAUACCUGUACAUUCUUUUCCAUAAUAUGGUGGCCUGGCCAGCUUCAUUGUUCUUUAACUGGCUUGAUGAGGAUAAAGUAAGAGUAUUUUAUGCCGUGAGGAUAUUUCUUGGCCUUCUAUCAGUCAUAACUGAAGCUGCUUUGGUAGUAGCGCUUUCAAGGAAGUAUGGAAAACGCCUUGCAUUGUAUACACUUGCCCUGUUGUGCUUAACAAGUGGUUGCUUUUUUGCCAGCACAAGUUUUCUGCCAAGCUCUUUCUCAAUGUAUGCUAUGUCUCUCUCUUCAGCAUUGUUUCUAUUUGAUAUGCAUGCCACAGCUGUUGCCGUUGCAGCAACUGGUGUCAUUCUUGGUUGGCCAUUUUCAAUCCUCGCCUUUCUUCCGGUUACAGUUUAUUCUCUACUUAGAAGGUUCAAGCAAGCAUUUUUCUCAGGGGCAUUCAUUUCUCUUACUCUUCUGACACUCUCGGUAGUUGUAGACUAUCAUUACUAUGGAAAAUGGACAUCAUCUGUCAUGAAUCUGUUGGUGUAUAAUGUCUUAGGAGGUGGUGAGAGUCAUUUGUACGGAACAGAAGGGCCAUUGUACUACUUGAAGAAUGGAUUCAAUAACUUCAACAUUGCUCUUGUUCUUGCACUGCUCUUCCUGGUUACUCUACCGGUUACAAAGAAGAAGUAUACCCCUGACAUGUUAAUUGUCAUAUCUCCUGUGUAUAUCUGGUUGGCCUUCAUGUCUUUGCAGCCACAUAAAGAAGAAAGAUUCCUAUAUCCUAUAUAUCCCCUUAUAUGUGUUGCCGCUGCAGCAGUAAUUGAGAGCUUUCCUGAUUUUUUCUAUGAUCGUUAUAGUACUGAACAAUCUUUGCUUUACAAGAUAGCUAAAUACACGAGACCGUUGUUUAUUGGCCUCAUUCUGUGUGUUUCUCACUCUAGAACAUUCUCCAUCAUAAAUGGUUAUGCUGCUCCAUUAGAGAUUUACAAGCACUUUGAACAUCACGAUGAUGCUGGAACAGGUGCGGUGGUCUGUGUGGGAAGUGAGUGGCAUCGGUUUCCAUCUUCCUUCUUUAUUCCGGACUAUGUGGGUGAAGUUAGGUGGAUUAAUGACGGCUUCAGGGGCCUACUUCCGUUUCCAUUCAACUCAACCUUAGGUGGAACUUCAGCUGCACCACCAUAUUUUAACAAUAAGAACAAGGCAUCUCCUGACCAGUUUCUAGAAGACAUUGAAAGCUGUGAUUUUCUUAUUGAGCUACAACUGCAAAGACCAUUUCUUUAUCGAGGCAGUGACUUGUCAAAAUGGGAGGUGGUUGCGGCAUUGCCAUACCUAGAUAGGGAAUUUUCACCCCCAUUACACCGAUCGUUUUUCAUACCAUACAUGUGGGAAGAGAAAAACAUAUUUGGGAUCUAUAAGUUAUUAAAGAGACACAAAGAGCAACAGUAGGUUUUGCAAGUAGCUGGAUCUUGGCUCUUGUUAGAUUACUACUAAUUUUAGGACAUGAUAGACCUUCUUGCAACAUUUUGCAAUACUUGUUUUUAGUUAUGUACUUAUCUUUUUAACUUUUUUUUAUUCC